AUGUCAGACCUAGACGAGGUCACCGUUGAUAACAUUGCUAAGGUGCUCCACAAUGACCGCAUGGUCAAGGUAGCUGGCAUUGAUGUGGACGGAGUGCUCCGUGGCAAGCUAAUGCAGAAAUCCAAGUUCUUGUCUAUUGUCUCUGAUGGCUUUGGCUUUUGCUCGGUCGUCUUUGGCUGGGACCAACAUGAUCAAACCUAUUACAAGGAGCUCUCUAUCAGUAACAAAGAGAACGGGUACCGCGACCUGGUGGCUGUGCCAGACCUGCGAAGCUUUCGUCGCAUUCCCUGGGAGAAUAAUAUCCCUUUCUUCCUGAUCAGCUUUCUUGAUCCAGACACUCGUGAACCGGUCUGCGCGUGUCCACGGGGUUUGUUGAAGACCGCCGCUGCCAAGGCAGAGGCCGCAGGAUACCGCGCCAUGGCAGGAGCGGAGUAUGAGUUCUACCAAUUCCGUGCCCCAGGGGACCACCUCACGCCCGAGCGGACCGCCUCCCACACCGCAGCGUUCCUGCAAACAAAUAAAGCAGAUAGCCUUCCUCCUAUCACAGAAGGCAUGUUUGGAUACUCGAUUACUCGUCCCCUUCACAACCAAGAUUACUACUAUGGCAUCUUCGACGCCUGUGAGCAGUUCCGCUGCGAUAUCGAGGGAUGGCAUACCGAGAGUGGACCGGGUGUUUAUGAAGCUGCUUUACAAUUUGGUGAAGCUAAGGACAUGGCCGACAAGGCCGGCUUAUUCAAGUAUGUCGUCAAAGCCUUUGGCAUUAAGCACGGUAUCACACCUUGCUUCAUGGCCAAGCCACGACAAGGACUUCCUGGCAACAGUGGUCACAUGCACAUCUCGCUCGUGAAUGCCAAUGGUAAGAAUGCCUUUAUCCGUGAUUCUCCCGACUCCUCCCCACCAUACCCGGAUGUUGCACACCUGUCCGACCUAGGCCGGCAUUUCCUGGCGGGUCUGCUGGUCGGACUACCGGAUAUCAUGCCCCUCUUCGCACCGACUAUCAACUCCUACAAACGUCUUGUUGAGAACUUCUGGGCCCCGGUCACUGUCUCUUGGGGAUUGGAGCAUCGGGCCGCUUCCAUUCGCUUGAUUACUCCGCCAACAGCCAGUGCUAAGGCGACUCGCUUUGAGGUUCGCGUGCCUGGCGCCGACGCGAACCCACACUUUGUACUUGCGGCUAUCCUGGCACUGGGAUGGCGCGGUGUCGAGAAGAAGCUCGAGAUCCCUGUACCCCCGCUUUCUAAGGGUGAGGAUAUGGGUGGGGCUAGUGAUCAAGGAGUGCGGUUAGCCAAGACACUCAAGGAGGCGAUUGCUACAUUUACGCGACCCGACAGUAUGGCACGUGAGGUCUUUGGGGAUGCCUUUGUGGAUCACUUUGGCGGAACACGAGAGCAUGAAGUGCGCCUGUGGGAGGAGGCUGUCACGGACUGGGAAGUGAAACGGUAUAUUGAAACCGUAUAG
This is a messenger RNA of Penicillium odoratum, 1458 nucleotides long. Its product is annotated as glutamine synthetase family protein. Bases 1 to 1458 code for a protein of 485 amino acids. The record is from RefSeq and is a predicted model, not a curated record. NCBI's taxonomy places the organism in Eukaryota, Fungi, Ascomycota, Eurotiomycetes, Eurotiales, Aspergillaceae. Gene Ontology annotation, molecular function: glutamine synthetase activity. The transcript is spliced from 5 exons.